Molecule: messenger RNA, 1392 nt
Organism: Plasmodium fragile
Lineage: Eukaryota; Apicomplexa; Aconoidasida; Haemosporida; Plasmodiidae
Exons: 1
Coding region: 1-1392 (463 amino acids)
Source: RefSeq, a predicted model, not a curated record
AUGGAAAAGCUACAAAUACCAGAAUGGAAUGAUAUCGAAAGAUAUUUUAAAGACCCCGAGUUGAUAACGGCGGAAAUUUUGUUUGUAGGUCUGACCUUGUGUAACGUAUUUGUUAUGUACCGCCUCUUCCUAGAUGUGAUUCCUUACCCUAUCUUUGUGACUUGGUGGCAGUUGGCACAGGGGUUGCUGGUUGCUUAUGUAUGUGGCGAGUUAGGAAAGGAAUUCCCCAAGUUUGCCUACUUUCCAAAAGUCGAAAUAAAUGAAAAUAUGCUCAAGGUGUUAUUUGUCCCUUCCAUUUUCUAUUGUCUCAUGUUAGUGUUGUCUAAUUAUUUGCUCUUUAAGACCCCUUGUAUAGCGUCCUACCCAGUGCUUGUUAGUUUUACUGUAGUGUUUCACCACCUCACUCGUUUUGUCGGAUGUGGAGAAGAGUACAUGCCACUCAGAUGGAAGUCCAUCGUAUUCCUCUUAGCCGCUUUUGUUAUUGGAUGUUUCGAUUCGAAGACCACAGGGAAAGGAGUACUAAUAUGGGCUCUAUUAUAUGCACUUUUUUCAGCGAUUUUUAGAGCAGGCUUCAUGCAAAAAAUAAUGCACCUUGUAGAUGGCAAAGGGAAUACAUUACAUAACAACCAGCACCUGUUAGGAGUUUUACUCCUCCCUAUACUGAUUUUAUUAUCAGGAGAAUGGGCUGUGUUUGGGCAUAUGCCUUAUAACAUUUUGUCCUUGUACACCUGGCAGAUGUGGGGUUGCUUAAUAACUGUGGGUACCUUGCCAUUUAUAAAAAAUGUCAUUUCUAAUAGAUUGGUUAGAAGAACAGGACAAGGCCCAUGGAGAUUUCUCGAAAUCAUUUCAAUUGUCUUAGUAUUCUUUAUUGGGAUGGCUUACAAUGCACCUUCCUUCUUAGGAUACGUGUCCAUUAUAUGUGUAAUUAUUGGCCGUUGUUUGGGUGCCUUCGAUGUUAUGCUUAAUGCCUCAGAUUACAUGAUGGCUGAAGAUGAAAGGAACAGAAAAACUUCCAAAGCGAACUAUGCUAAGAGCAGACAGGGGACACAGGCAUCCAAGCCCUUCCUAUACUCUGGCGAUAACGAAGAAGAUGAAGAGGAAAGUUCCUUCAGCUCAAAUGAUAGUAGGAGUUACCAGGGCUCUCAAGACUACGACGAUAAGGACAGCGUCAAUAGCAGCUCUCAACAGUAUAGCGUCCACAAGGGGACCAGCAGAAUGGACAGCUCUUCGAAUCAAACCAGCCACGCGGGCAUGUCCCUAGACGAUAGCAGACGCGGCAGCAAAAUAAGUGACGCCAAGGCCGCUGGGCACAGCACCAGCUUCCACUCCAAGUCUAAGUUGUCCCGCAACUACUCCUCCAAGAAGCAGGACCUCGUCGACUCGCAGGCCUAA